Molecule: messenger RNA, 1241 nt
Organism: Musa acuminata subsp. malaccensis (wild Malaysian banana)
Lineage: Eukaryota; Viridiplantae; Streptophyta; Magnoliopsida; Zingiberales; Musaceae
Source: RefSeq, a predicted model, not a curated record
GUGAAAGAUAGCGAGCUUGCUGUGAACGAGUUAUCGAGAAAUGACACCGCAAUAAAUGACUCGAGCUUUGGGAGUAGACGGACUGAGAUUUGUCUAAGUUGAAAGAUAGGUGGCGUAAAUUGUGAUAAAGAUGAUGUUGGAUUACGAGUGGGGGAAUCCGGCGGCGGUGACACCAGCCAUGCUGCUAUUCGGAGAGGAGAACGGCGGCGAUGACCUCGUGCGGCAACAGGCGACAGUGUUCGACCACUUUGCAGGACAUGGCAUCGGCAGCGGUGGAAGCACCGACUUCUUCCCCCAGGCGCAGCCGCUGAUGGCUGCAGCGUUCUUCCCGGCACCGACGCCCGCAUCUUCGACCUGGCACCAGAGAAAUGGAAUGGAAUUUCCACCACUGCCGGCGAGGAUCGGGCUUAACCUCGGAGUGCGCACCUAUUUCUCAUCAGCAUCACCCGCCGAUGGGGGCGGAGUGGUGACUGGAAGAGUCUGCCGCCGGCGGACCCGCAUAGCUCGGUGCCAGGCCGAGGGAUGCAGUAUGGAACUCACCCAUGCGAAGCAUUACCACCGCCGCCAUAAGGUGUGUGAGUUCCACUCCAAGGCUUCCGUCGUCAACGUUGCAGGCCUUUCUCAGCGCUUCUGCCAGCAAUGCAGCAGGUUUCAUGUGCUGACUGAGUUCGACCAGGGAAAACGAAGCUGCCGAAAGCGGUUAGCCGAUCACAAUCGUCGCCGGAGAAAGUCUCAGGAGCUGGCGACGAACACCGUAACCCCGAUCCAGAACAGCGACAGUAGCAUUACACCCAUCGAUACCGCAGUGGGCAACGACUUGACCGAGGGCGACACGAUCUUGUUCACCACAAGUAGCCGCAACACGACAGCUCCAACAGCAUUCACCAGGUGUAAACCAGAGAACGAAUCACCGGUGACGCACAUGUCGCCGCCUCGCGUACCAUCGAUGAUGUUGCCACUCUCGACAACACGCAUGGCAAAGGAGAUGGCGCUGGGGAUCGGCUGCAGCAGCGUUAGAGCUGGAGCGUCGUCCACGGCGGAAAAUUCACCGCCGGGUGCGCCGUUCCUGGUGCAACUAGGGGAGUUCGGAGUCCACCACCGGAGUUUUACCGCUUAGGACGAGGAGGCCGUGAGCAGCAUUAACCGAUAGAAACAAGCAGCAGUAGGAGUGCCGCUACUAUCUUGUGCUUUCGUUGGUUUCUACGAUGUCUUAAGGUCCCUUUUGCUUCUAAUAAAAGAAA